AGACAAAAAAAAAAAAAAAACAUUUUUUCUUCGCUUCAGCUUCUCUGUUUCUGUAUUUUUAAUUCACAAAAAAAGAAAGAAGAAAGCUUCAAAGAUAUAUAUAGCGUUUGCAGAACGUGACAACAUUAAAAUAUUAAAAGUUCUCGUGUUUGGUCCGAACUUGACGAAAUAUCUUUAGGACAAAUCUGGAAAGGAGACCAGACAAAAGAUCCUAAACAUGUUCGGGAUCCAAAACAGAAGAGACUUAACCAUGGAGCUCCAGUCCCAAAUCCCAAUCCUCCGCCCCAGCAUCCACGCACGACGAGCCAACAUCGUCGUCAAGUUCCAAGACAUGUACGGUUUCACGGUGGAAGGCAACGUCGACGACGUGAACAUCUUAAACGAAGUCAGAGAGAGAGUGAGGAACCAAGGGAGAGUCUGGUGGGCUUUGGAAGCUAGCAAAGGAGCUAACUGGUAUCUCCAGCCUGAGAUUCUCUUGAUCGGCGCGUUGAAGAAAACGUCUCUAAAGAUCUCGGCUUUGGCGAAUGCGAUCACGCUGAAGAGGCUGGUUAGGAAAGGGAUCCCUCCGGUUCUGAGGCCUAAGGUUUGGUUCUCUGUUUCUGGUGCUGCUAAGAAGAAGUCUACGGUUCCGGAGAGUUAUUACAGUGACUUGACUAAGGCUGUUGAUGGGAUGGUCACGCCUGCCACGUUGCAGAUUGAUCAUGAUCUGCCACGGACAUUCCCUGGCCAUCCAUGGUUGGACACUCCUGAAGGUCACGCUGCUCUACGGCGUGUGCUUGUUGGGUAUUCAUUUCGAGAUUCUGAUGUUGGUUAUUGUCAGGGACUAAACUAUGUUGCGGCGUUACUGUUACUUGUGAUGAAGACAGAAGAAGACGCGUUCUGGAUGCUAGCGGUUCUUCUGGAAAACAUGUUAGUCCGUGACUGCUACACAACCAACUUGUCUGGAUGCCAUGUUGAGCAGAGGGUUUUCAAAGACUUGCUUGCCCAAAAAUGUCCAAGAAUAGCUUCUCAUCUUGAGGAUAUGGGCUUUGAUGUUGCCCUUGUAGCCACGGAAUGGUUCCUAUGCCUCUUCUCCAAAAGCCUUCCUUCUGAGACGACUCUAAGAGUUUGGGAUGUACUUUUCUAUGAAGGAGCUAAAGUUCUCUUCCAUGCAGCUUUGGCCAUAUUCAAGAUGAAGGAAAAUGAGCUGCUUAUGACUCACCAGGUGGGUGAUGUGAUCAACAUAAUACAUACCACCUCACACCAGCUCUUUGACCCUGAUGAGUUACUAACGGUGGCGUUUGAGAAAAUUGGAUCGAUGACUACCAACACAAUAUCUAAGCAGAGGAAGAAGCAGGAACCAGCGGUGAUGGCAGAACUUGACCAGAGACUUAGGAGACUCAACUCUCUUAAAGAAACUGGGAAGAACACAUGAACAGAAGGAAACAAGUGUUGGUUCGUGAGAAGAUGAGUGAGCCAUAAAGUGUACAAGGAGGAGAGUCCAAUGGCUUAUAUAUAUGCUUACCCCUCUUGAUGGUCUUUUUAUUCUUCUUCUUUUGCUAAAGUAAAUAAAAUAGGAUUUUUAAUUUUGAGAGCAAAACAAAUGACCAAUAAGAUAAUGUCAAGUUUCUUCCUUUUUGAUAUAA
This is a messenger RNA of Brassica oleracea var. oleracea, 1625 nucleotides long. Its product is annotated as TBC1 domain family member 2B-like. Bases 218 to 1414 code for a protein of 398 amino acids. Lineage: Eukaryota; Viridiplantae; Streptophyta; Magnoliopsida; Brassicales; Brassicaceae. The transcript has 8 exons. The record is from RefSeq and is a predicted model, not a curated record.